Knipowitschia caucasica is the source of this 261-nucleotide messenger RNA. The record is from the annotation of a GenBank genome assembly. Lineage: Eukaryota; Metazoa; Chordata; Actinopteri; Gobiiformes; Gobiidae.
AUGAUCGGGCCUCCGUCGACAGCUGCGGCUGCUCUGCAUGGAGGCCGCACAGCCGUGGAGCGCCAGAUAAGCAUGGCUGGGCCCACAUUACGGCGGCUGAGUGUGAGGCUGGCUCUGAACACGGCACAGGCAAUACUGUAUCUCUCACUCGUGCAGUCGCCUGAUAGGAGGGUAGAGUCUGGAUGCAUCUUGCUGCUGUCGGUGUCAGAUCAGGGGCCGGAGGCAUGCCCCAAGGCUGCCCUCGGGGGCCCCUACACUUGA